UCAAAAUAACAGGGUCGUUCAAUGUAAUCUGUCAUUCGUUUCGCUCUUUCAUGAUCAAAAUCCACUCGCGCCACCUAACCUUUCAAACUCAGUUCCAUCCAUCAUAUCGCGAUCCUAUACAAAAUCUAUUGUUUUCUUUUUCCUUUUUUCUUUUUUUCAUUCUGCCUUCGGUCCCAACAACUUGCGGAUAAUGUUUUCCUAUUUCAUUCUACAUCUUAGGAUGUGAUAAUCAAAUAACCAACAAAGCAGUGAUGUGUUUAAAAAUGAUGAAGGGAACAUACAUUUCUCUUCUCAAAAGCUGCAAAUCCAUGUCCCAAUUGAAGCAAAUUCAGGCCCACAUAUUCAGUGUUGGCCUUCAACAAGAUAGAGACACACUUAACAAGCUCAUGGCCUUUGCCAUGGACUCAUCACUGGGGGAUUUUAACUAUGCAAACAGAAUCUUCAAAUACAUUCAUACCCCCUCUUUGUUUAUCUGUAACCUCAUGAUCAAGGCCUUUGUGAAAAGGGGUAGUUUUAGGAGUGCCCUUUCUCUGUUUCAGCAACUUAGGGAGCAUGGCGUGUGGCCUGAUAACUACACCUACCCUUAUGUCUUGAAGGGUAUUGGUUGCAUUGGGGAGGUUGGGGAAGGAAAAAAGGUUCAUGCUUUUGUGGUUAAGACUGGCCUUGAGUUUGACGCUUAUGUGGGUAACUCGUUGAUGGACAUGUAUGCAGAGUUGGGCCUGGUUGACGGCUUCACGCAGGUGUUUGAGGAAAUGCCUGAGAGGGAUACGGUUUCUUGGAACAUCAUGAUUUCGGGUUAUGUCAGGUGCAAGAAGUUCCAGGAGGCAGUGGAUGUUUACCGGCGAAUGAGAAAGGAGAGCAAUGAAAAGCCUAAUGAAGCCACGGUUGUGAGCAGUCUGUCCGCGUGUACGGUGUUGAGAAAUUUGGAGCUUGGUAAGGAAAUUCACUAUUACAUUGUGAAUGAACUGGAUUUUACUACUAUAAUGGGGAAUGCUUUGUUAGACAUGUAUUGUAAGUGUGGGCAUGUGAGCGUGGCCCAGCAGAUUUUCGAUGCAAUGACCGUUAAGAAUGUGAAUUGUUGGACCAGCAUGGUAAACGGGUAUGUGACCUGUGGUUUGUUGGAUCAAGCUCGAGAUUAUUUUGAGAGGAGUCCAAGUAGGGAUAUUGUUCUUUGGACAGCUAUGAUUAAUGGGUAUGUGCAGUUUAAUCGUUUUGAAGAGGCAAUUGCAUUGUUUGGGGAGAUGCAGAUGAGAGGUGUGAGACCGGAUAACUUCAUUGUGGUUACUCUUCUUACGGGUUGUGCUGAAUCGGGAGCUCUAGAGCAAGGCAAGUGGAUUCAUAAUUACAUAGAUGAAAACAGAAUCCUAGUGGAUGUUGUUGUUGGUACUGCCCUUAUUGAAAUGUAUGCUAAAUGCGGUUGCAUAGAUAUAGCUUUGGAGAUUUUUUAUGGAUUGAAGGAAAAGGACACUGCCUCGUGGACUGCAAUUAUAUGUGGGCUGGCCAUGAAUGGUAAAACAAGUAAAGCACUUGAGUUAUUUGAAGCAAUGCAAGUGUGUGGGUUUAAACCUGAUGAUGUUACCUUCAUUGCUGUUUUAAGUGCUUGUACUCAUGCAGGACUGGUUGAAGAAGGCAGAAAGUUAUUUCAUUCCAUGUCAAGUGUGUAUCACAUUGAGCCAAAUUUAGAGCACUAUGGGUGUUUCAUUGACCUUCUUGGUCGAGCCGGACUGUUACAAGAGGCAGAAGAGUUGGUAAGGAUGUUACCAGAUGAAAACAAAGAAAUAAUAGUUCCACUCUAUGGAGCUUUGCUAAGUGCCUGCAGAACUUAUAGUAAUAUUGAUAUGGGUGAAAGGCUUGCUACAGCACUAGCGAAAGUUAAAUCAAGCGAUUCAACUCCUCACACACUUCUUGCUAGCAUUUAUGCUUCUGCUGACAGAUGGGAAGAUGUGAGAAAGGUGAGAAGUAAGAUGAAAGAUAUGGGAAUCAAAAAGGUACCAGGAUAUAGUGCCAUUGAGGUGGAUGGAAUGUGGCAACAGAGGUUGAGUCAUGAGUAAGGCCCUUUCCCAUAUCUGGAUCAAAAUUGGUUUUGCUAAAGUAGAUAGGUAGUCAACAAUUGAUUUACAAUCUUUUAGUUUGAAUCAUGAUUUCUUAACUGGUAAAAGCAAGAUGGAAGUUUCACAUUCAAAUGUUUUAUUUUUACCAUGGAACUCUUCAGUUCAACGAAUUUUGCUUACAAUCCCAGAAUACACAAUGUUUCAUGAUUAUGGACUAUGGAGGAAAAUGAAUGGCUACUAUCUUUUUGGCUGGAUGAAGAACUAAAACGAAUGACUUCCUGUCUUACUCGUAAGAGAAUCUGAUGGAGAAGGCAAAAGUGGUGGGUUUGAACAUCGGUUGCUAUUGAUUUACAUUUCACUCUUCUUGCUUGGAGUAAGACUAUGUCCUAAUGUUAGCUUGUAUACUCGGCAAUACCAUCCUCAGUUCCACAUUGGCAUUGUAACACAGGUCUCUCUUCUUUAUAUGAUUCAGAAUUACGGAUUAUUUCAACAGCGCCAAGUAUCUUUUCUUCAUCCUCUGUUCUCUAACGGGUUGGCGUAAUUCAGCCUAACUUCAUGGAUCUAAAUAAAAGGCCAAAGACCAAAUGUAGUUGUAAUUAAAA
Messenger RNA from Vigna radiata var. radiata (mung bean), 2653 nucleotides. Its product is annotated as pentatricopeptide repeat-containing protein At1g31430. The transcript has a single exon. NCBI's taxonomy places the organism in Eukaryota, Viridiplantae, Streptophyta, Magnoliopsida, Fabales, Fabaceae. Gene Ontology annotation, molecular function: RNA binding; protein binding. Gene Ontology annotation, biological process: RNA modification. The coding region runs from base 252 to 2051 and encodes 599 amino acids. The record is from RefSeq and is a predicted model, not a curated record.